Molecule: messenger RNA, 935 nt
Organism: Thermothelomyces thermophilus ATCC 42464
Lineage: Eukaryota; Fungi; Ascomycota; Sordariomycetes; Sordariales; Chaetomiaceae
Exons: 2
Coding region: 230-835 (201 amino acids)
Source: RefSeq, a predicted model, not a curated record
CCCUCGAUCGAGAGACAAAAGCCUCCUCUCUCACCAGACACCUAAAGAGAGAAGACAAUCCUCUCCCACCAUCAAUCAACCUUUCAGCUGCCCGGCAUCUGGCCUCCAGGCAGCUUCCAUCUUUCCGGUAGUUCUUCCAUCGCACGCCCUUGCUAUCCGAGGAUAGCCAACGCCGCCGGACCGGACCACCACCGCCUUGAGUCUCUCAGCUACCGACGUUUCCGUCAACAUGACCGAGUCCAUCCAGUACGAGCGUGAUCUCCGCUCCGCCAGCAAGGAGUGGCGCCGCACCAAAGAGUCGUCUGUCAAGUGGUCCCAGGGCAGCCGCCCCCUCGCCGGCGUUAGGCGGGGGGAACCGGAGGACGCUAGGAUGGCACCGGAGCACAUGUAUGCCAAGCGCAGGCCAGAGAAGAUGGUCACACCCACCAAAGAGAUGAAACUCGCCAUGGGUCUGUACUCGCGGAAUCGCCGCGUCCCGAUGUACGAACGAUCCGACAUACAGGACGCCGUAGUUGACUCCUCCCCCGACCUCCUGUCCCCGGGAGUCCCGCCCCCGGACGCGGGCGUGCUCUACAGCUUCGACCGCGCCGACACCCCCGGGCGGCCACUCACGCUCGACGUGUUCGUCAAGAACACGGGCGGCAAGGAGACGGAGAAGCUGGUCGAGAGGGAGUACGAGGUCCUCGACGGAAAUGGCGAGGCCGUCAAGGGCCGCAAGGCAAGGGCAGUCCUGAGGAAGAGCCGGAGUAGCGGGACGGCCGCUGGGGCCGGUGAGGGAAGGAAAGACGGGGAGCAAGAAGGGGUGGAGGUCGAAGACGGAUUCGAGCUCAUCUAAGCUUCUUCUCGUCCGUUUUCCUUGUGUCUCCCUGGAGACAACCGUCACCCUUUCUUUCUUUCUUUCUUUCCUCCUUUCUUUCCCUUCGCUGUUAACCGAC